Molecule: messenger RNA, 985 nt
Organism: Cricetulus griseus (Chinese hamster)
Lineage: Eukaryota; Metazoa; Chordata; Mammalia; Rodentia; Cricetidae
Source: RefSeq, a predicted model, not a curated record
CUUUGGAGGAGGUGUGGUCUUGUUGGAGGAAGUGUGUCACUGUGGGGGUGGGCCUUGAUUUCUCCUAUACUCAAGCUACUCCCGGUGUCACAGUUGAUUUCCUGUUGCCUUCUGAUCUACAUGUAGCCAGCACCAUACCUGCCUCCACGAUGCUGUGCUCCCUGCCACAGUGAUAAUGGACUAAACCUCUGAAACUGCACAUGAGCCACUUCAAUUAAAUGUUGUCCUUUAUAACACAUGUCUUCCUAAGAGAUGUGGUCAUGGUGUCUCUUCACAGUGAAAGAAAUCCUAUUCCAUGUCCCAACAACAUGGUUCCAGCUGCUUAGGACCAACCCUGGUGAGUUGGGUACACAAUGAAUGCCAAGAUGAUAUCCACCAUGGCAGGCAUCUUCUCUAUCCUCAACACCAUCCAGUUCUUCAUCUUUGAACUGAAUCAAAUAACACACAUUGGCUUCGAAGACAAAUACAGCAUCUACCUGGACACAGACUCGGAGGUGUCCUCCUGGGCUGUGGUCUACAGGAACAACAUCAGCAUAGGCCUGUGUAUCACCACCGUCGCUAUCAGCUGCUUCUUCCUCUUCUGCCUGGACAAGAACAUGUUCAUGGGGCUGAUAGUCUACACCCUGUGGAUCAUCAUCUACGAGCUCUUCAGCUUCACCAUGAUCCUGCUCAUCUACGGCACCAUCAAGGAGCAGUUCAAGGAGCUGGGCAACCUGUACUUGGUCCUGCAAAUCUCCCGCAUGCUCCUGCAUUUUACCCCGCUGCCCUUCAUUGUCAAGCACGGCUACUCGCUCUACAAGGACCCCAAGACUGUGAGCAUAGCCGGCCGCCGCAGGCGCUCCUCCGUCAGCACAGUGGACUCAUGGCCACCUGUCGGGCUGGGCUCUUUGUACCGCAAAACAAACUGAACCAGGAAGGUCCAUGGCAGAGCCCUCCCUCCCUGGUCUUUUUAGGGUUUUUGAUUUAUGUGCAAGGGGCGGGGAGU